Messenger RNA from Lindgomyces ingoldianus, 782 nucleotides. RefSeq lists its product as uncharacterized. Lineage: Eukaryota; Fungi; Ascomycota; Dothideomycetes; Pleosporales; Lindgomycetaceae. Bases 173 to 724 code for a protein of 183 amino acids. The transcript has a single exon. The record is from RefSeq and is a predicted model, not a curated record.
GGCAUUUCGUCGCAUUUUGAGUCUGUCGUACAUCCGUCGUAUAUACCAUCGUGGCAAAACCUCUUCCCUAAGCCCUGGGUAGCUCUAAACCCUCGGAAACUAAGGUCGCAUUCGCAUAUUAUCCGGACUCAUUGAAUCUGCGAUUGGAAAUCUGAACACUGAUAAAUUUCUCAUGCCCUGCUCUACGGCUCUUGUCAUACACUCACUCACCAACUCUAAACAACAAGUAGUAUCCCCAAUCCUCAUCUCAUCUCAUCGCAAAAGAAUUACUCUACACCCGCAGCCCCCCCCCCCCCCCCCCUUCAUUUCAACCUUGUUCCUCAAUCCAAACCCUCAUCUCUUCUCAUCUUUUCCUCAUCUAGUCCAAUCCCCUGAUCCUAACACGAUGAUAUAUAACCAAGAAAUGAAUACUAGCUAUUCCCAAACAAGGGAAAAGAAGAAGAAAACUCUCUCACCGUCUCCAUCCCCUCCUCCCUCGCUCAGACAAACAAUCAAACAUACAGACACUAAUAAUAAUUCAGCGGUACAUAGAGUACAUGAAUGGUAUGGUUUGGUAUCGUUCGUUCAUUCCGGCGUCAAGUUAAAACACAGGUGUUCAAUAAGAAGUGGCGAAUCGAAACGAAGGAAAAUGUAUCCAAGUAUCCAAGUAAUGAUUGGAAUGGAUGGAAACCCCAACACCUUGUCAGAUCCAGGACAGCUGGUGGGGACAAAAGUAAAAGGUUAAUGCGCUGUGUGACAAUAAGUCCGAAAGUUGCGCUGCGUUAUGUUGCGAAUCGAAAAUG